AUGGAGGCCGGAGAGGAACAGGAGCACGUUCUGAAACAAAGGCAAGUCCUGAUAUUCUUUGUUUUGCUGGGCAUAGCUCAGGCUGUUUCCGAGCCUAUGCACUAUUCAGUGUCCGAGGAAACAGAGAGUGGCUCUUUUGUGGCCAAUUUGUUAAAAGACCUGGGGCUGGAGAUAGAUGAGCUAGCUGUACGGGGGGCCCGGGUCAUUUCCAAAGGGAAAAAAAUGAAUUUGCAGCUCGAUAGGCAGACCGGGGAUUUGUUGUUAAAUGAGAAACUGGAUCGGGAGGAGCUGUGCGGCCCCACAGAGCCCUGUGUGCUACCUUUCCAGGUGUUAUUGGAAAAUCCCUUGCAAUUUUUUCAGGCCGAACUAUGGAUUAGGGACAUAAAUGAUCAUUCCCCAGUUUUCCUAGACAAAGAAAUAAUAUUGAAAAUUUCAGAGAGUAUCACCCCCGGAACCACUUUCCUAAUAGAACGUGCCCAAGACUUAGAUGUAGGAAGCAACAGUCUCCAAAAUUACACAAUCAGCCCCAAUUUCUACUUCCAUCUUAAAUUACAAGACAGUCCCGAUGGCUUAAUAUUACCAUGGCUGGUGCUGGAUAAGGCUCUGGAUCGCGAGGAACAGCCUGAGAUCAGUUUAACCCUCACGGCGCUGGAUGGCGGGAUUCCACCCAGGUCCGGCACCGCCCUAAUCCUCAUUGAAGUCUUGGACAUCAAUGACAACGCCCCCGAGUUUGCAAAACUACUCUAUGAGGUGCAGGUCCCGGAGAACAGCCCCGUUGAAUCCCAGGUUGCCACAGUCUCUGCUAGAGAUUUAGACAUUGCAGCCUAUGGACAAAUAUCUUACGUAUUUUCCCAAGCCUCAGAAGACAUUCGCAAAACGUUUCGAAUAAAUGCAAAAUCGGGAGAACUCUUUUUAAAACGGAAACUGGAUUUUGAAUCCGUUCAGUCUUACACAGUAAAUAUUCAGGCGACAGAUGGUGGGGGUCUUUCUGGAAGUUGUGUGCUGUUUAUCCAAGUGAUGGAUUUGAAUGACAACCCUCCGGAACUGACUAUAUCCACACUUAUCAAUCAGAUCUCGGAAAACUUGCAGGAGACCAUAAUUGCUGUAUUCAGUGUUUCAGAUCCUGACUCGGGAGACAACGGAAGGAUGGUUUGCUCCAUCCAAGAUGAUCUUCCUUUCUUCCUCAAACCCUCUGUUGAGAAUUUUUAUGCUCUUGUGACAAACACAGCCCUGGACCGGGAAACCAGAUCUGAGUAUAAUGUCACCAUCACCGUCACCGACUUGGGCACACCGAGGCUCAAAACCGAGCACAGCAUAACCGUGCAGGUGUCCGACGUCAACGACAACGCCCCCGCCUUCACACAAACCUCCUACACCCUGUUCGUCCGCGAGAACAACAGCCCCGCCCUGCACAUCGGCAGCGUCAGCGCCACAGACAGAGACUCGGGCGCCAACGCCCAGGUCACCUACUCGCUGCUGCCCACCCACGACCCGCAGCUGGCCCUCGCAUGUUUCCUACUGGGAAUAAGUCUAAUCCACUGUUUCAGAUGUAUCUAA
Molecule: messenger RNA, 1557 nt
Organism: Galeopterus variegatus (Sunda flying lemur)
Lineage: Eukaryota; Metazoa; Chordata; Mammalia; Dermoptera; Cynocephalidae
Product: protocadherin beta-2-like
Exons: 1
Coding region: 1-1557 (518 amino acids)
Biological process (GO): homophilic cell-cell adhesion
Cellular component (GO): plasma membrane
Molecular function (GO): calcium ion binding
Source: RefSeq, a predicted model, not a curated record